Molecule: messenger RNA, 2457 nt
Organism: Tribolium madens (black flour beetle)
Lineage: Eukaryota; Metazoa; Arthropoda; Insecta; Coleoptera; Tenebrionidae
Product: lachesin-like
Exons: 9
Coding region: 358-1551 (397 amino acids)
Cellular component (GO): neuron projection
Source: RefSeq, a predicted model, not a curated record
ACCCCGGCAUUUACAGUCCGGCUUUGCUAGACUCCGGGUCCGGAGUUUCAGUGCAAUUAACUAUUUUAUCGCAGCGGCCAUUCCAAGUGAUACACCGGUUGUUGAAAGUCCCGGAUUAUCCUCGACAAAAACGUUAUAAUUUUCUUCCGGGUAACAGUUUUCAUUUGAGCGGAUAAAUCAGAAACCACUUGUUACUGCUGAUUUAUGUCGAGAACUGGAACUGCAAACAAAGUAGUUGUGAGGAAAGAUUCCGAUCGAUAGUUGAUAUCUGCCGGAGUGCAUGUUUUUAUGUCUCGUGACAUAUUACGAGUGUUUCGGAUUAUUUAGAAUGUAAGGACGAGAAGAAGUGCUCGAACGAUGGCGAGAAAAGCUCCUUUUUGGAGAGGGUUCGGACUCCUUCUUGUUCCUAUAACAUCGCUUCUUGUUACGUCCCUUCAGGCCUUUCAAGAGGACUGGUCGACUGCUCGGAUAUCAGAUGAACCCGAGUUUUUAGCCCCUAUACAUAAUUUAACAACUCCGGUGGGAAGAGAGGCUACACUUUCUUGCACAGUCAGCAACCUCGGAAAAUACAAGGUGGCUUGGGUCCGUGCAGAGGACCAAACAAUUCUAACUCUUCAUACUAAAGUCGUGACUCACAAUUCCAGAAUCAGUGUGACUCAUGACAAUCUAAAAACGUGGCAUUUGAGGAUUCGUCAAUUGAAAGAAUCGGAUCGUGGAUGUUACAUGUGUCAGAUCAACACCAGCGUCAUGAAAAUUCAACAAGGGUGUCUGGACGUUUAUGUUCCUCCCGACAUAAUCAAUGACGACACAAGUGGGGACUUGUCUGUGUCUGAAGGUGAGAACGCAACCCUUUGGUGUCGAGCAACUGGUCAUCCAACACCUCGAAUCGCUUGGAAGCGAGAAGAUUCCAAACCUAUUAUUCUCCGCAAAGGCCCGAGACAAGAAGAAAGAGUGGAGACUUACAAUGGAACGAAUCUACAUUUUUGGAGGCUGGAUAGGAAACAAAUGGGCGCUUAUCUGUGUAUCGCAAGUAACGAUGUGCCACCAGCAGUCAGUAAAAGAAUCGCACUCAACGUAAAUUUUGCGCCCUCCAUAAAAGUGCCAAAUCAGCUCCUCGGCGCACCUCUUAGCACCGACGUUCAUCUUGAAUGUUAUGUCGAAGCUUUUCCUAACACAAUCAACUAUUGGGUAAAAAAUAGGGGAGAAAUGUUAUUAAACGGGAGCAAAUACACUAUAUCUGAAACCCGGCGUGGCUACAAAGUCUCUAUGCAACUCUUCAUUCAUAAUUUCACAGUACCUGACAUUGGGACCUACAAUUGCGUUUCAACGAAUUCGCUGGGACGAGCCGAAGGCACCCUCAGACUCUACGAAAUUAAAGUGGGACCAGGCUUGCCCCACGACAACCACGUGAGCAUAGUUGGUGGUUUGGCCGAACCAGCUCGAGGUCACCGUUCCAGGGGCAACGACGCCUUCUCUUCAGCCGUUUUGACACGUCCACUUCUAGUAGCCCUAACGGCCACUUCACUCCUAAGUUCAAUGUCUUUGCGGUGACGCACCUAAAUUCAGUGUUUUAGUGCAUUAUCAUAACAUUUUAUCCAUCCAUCAUUCGAAAAACUUGCCUGGAAAAACCUUUCAGGCUUCCUAAUACGAAUGGCGCUUUUCAAUAUGGAUCAAUCAUACCGCGAACUCUUUCCUUCCGAUCUUAUUGCAGCGUGAGCACUAUUGUUGUGCAACAUUUUGAGACAAAAAAUACAACAAAUGUUGGCAAAAAUCGCGUGCAAGAGGCUUAUACUUGUCAAAUUUAAUUAAUCAGUGUGAUCAAAUGAUGUUUUUGUUGUUUGUCACAUUUACCCUCGGCUUCGAACGCAAGAAACGUGAAUGUUACCAACUAACCAAUUAAUUAAUUACCUUGUUAACAAUUAAAUAACAAUGUUCCAUCACUUACAACACGGUUUUUUGACCCAAUCAAUUUUUGUUGCAUGUGAUGGAGUGUCCACACUGCCUAUACUUUUUGUUCAUCUUUGAAUGUUUGUAGGAAAAAAUUUAUAUGAUUUUUGUCUUGAAAUGUUCCGUUUUGAAGAAGGCAAAAUACAAAUUUGUACUUCUUUGAAAAGUACUUGAGUCAAUUUAUAAAAUUAGAACUCACAGUCCCAUUUUAAAAGUUCUAUUUUUUUAAAUCAAUUGUAACAUAUUGUAAAUACUAUCGGUGUAGGAUUAUCAUUUCGUAAAAUUUUGUAUCAUAUUGUAAAUAAUCAAGGUGAUAGGAACUUAUUUGAUAUAAAAAUUGUAAUUUAUUAGUUUUGUGUAUAAUUCAUAACUCGCAUUUGUAAAAUCAUUAGAUUCCUAAAGAUCGAAAUUAGUAUUCAUAGGUAUUAUGUAUUCGAAUGGUGCCAAAUCAAAAUAAUAUAGGAUAAAUGUACGCAAAUAUAUGUAAAUCAUGGUACGAAACUGUUUACU